UCUUUUGCCCCCUUUUUCACUCUAGUUAUUCCCUGUAUAAUAUCCACUAGAAACCCGGGAUCUGUACCAUCUCCCGUAGAUGUCCAAACCGGUAAAAACCUAACCUGGAAGUUGGGGCGGCGACGAACAUGUCAUUGUCCGUCUCUGGAGGGACCCCCCCUUUUUAGUGCAGCAUUCUCCAUCCAGACCUACCCUAACUACAUAGGCUUGCAAAACUUGCAAGCCGUAUAAUCAGCAACUCUGAUCGUCCCCUCGUGAUGUACCAGUACCAGGAACAGCUGACUGAUGAUCCCUCGCUGCGCGAUUGGGAUCCACAGGACGCUCAGAGACCUCACCCUCCCCAUACCACACGAGCUUAUCACUCCCCUGCCGCGAAGCAGACACAGCGUGCUGUCCAGCGUAACUCGGCGCCGUGUCAUCGCCUCCCAGGAACAUUGAGCCAUGCCCAUAUCCGCGCCCAUCAUCCCCAUCUCGGUUCGGCUGGACAAAGGACGGGAACUGCGCUAGUCCGUCAUCGUUGCUGGCGGGCGGGGCCCAAUUCCCUUGGCCGACGGAGCCGACGGAGCCGCCGUAGUCGGAGAGGAGAGUGCUCUGAGCCAGGGGGUUGGAGGCACCGCUGUGGAGGGAGAAAUUCGCGCUGGAAUCCGCGGCUGAGGUGGAUGCAGAGUAGACGUGGGGGUCUACGUUGGAGGAGUCGUCAAAGGAGGUGGUGCGCAAAUACACGUCCGGGUAGGGAAGGUACUGGAACGAGGUUUGUUGGGGGGGUUCCAGGUGGUGAAGUGUUGGCGUGAAAGUUCUGAUUCCGGUUGCCCCGCCUGGGGUGGUUCAAGCUGGGUGGGAAGAUUAUUGUUCAUCGAGGACCGGAAGUUGGCAGUGUCGGUGAUGAGGUUGGGAACAUUGGCCGAGGGGGGCUGGGAUGAGGAUGAAUUCGAAAAGGCCGGCGCGAGCUCUUGGGUUGGUGGUUGGCUUUCGGCCCUGGACAUGGCUUGCUCAGCAAUAGGGGAGAGCCCAUGUCUGCUGGCCACCCCGCUAAGCA
Messenger RNA from Canariomyces notabilis, 1036 nucleotides. RefSeq lists its product as uncharacterized. NCBI's taxonomy places the organism in Eukaryota, Fungi, Ascomycota, Sordariomycetes, Sordariales, Chaetomiaceae. The transcript has a single exon. The coding region runs from base 258 to 791 and encodes 177 amino acids. The record is from RefSeq and is a predicted model, not a curated record.